GGCGAGGGGGGAUGUGUUGGCUUGGUUUAAGCGGGAGAGAACCAAGAGGAGGUUUUUGAGCUUUUUGGUGAAGAAGGGGAAGAGGGUGGUGAGGAGUACUGCGGCGUACGUGGAACAAGCUUGGGAUGAUAUGGACUCGGUUGUCUUGCCGCAUGAGGAUGAAUAGGGUUUGAAGUCCUCUGGGGAACAACAACUACCCAUGGUUGCUUGCCGGUGAGCGCGAGGAAAACACGGUGGGUGGUGAUUGGUGAGGCACAGGGGGGAAGUUGUGAAGCGCUUCAAAAGGUUCCAUGGCGGGGAUAUGCUUUUCUUGUUUUUUUUGUUUUUCUCUCAUUCUUCUGUUCCAGAUGUUUUGCUUCACGGCACUCUUGGUUUGCGUGGCCUCGAUCCAUAGAUCGGCCGAUCGUGGUUUUACUGCAUUUCCUGACUUUCCUGGUUUUCUUCUGCUGGCGUUGUGCUGGUCGGUAUGGAGUUUGGGAGUUUAUGUUUUUCGUAUUGUUAGUUUUUUCUGUUUCCUCUUUCAUCCUUGCAUUUACUACCGGGCCUCUUUAAGUUCUUAGCGCCGGGAUAAAGUGGUGGGAUAUAUACACAGCGUCAAGGGGGUUGGUGGUGGUGGUGGUGGUGGUUGGUUUACUGCUUGCUUCAGUUGCUUUCUUGUUCCGGGCGUUGUUGGUAUGGUGGGUGGAAAGACUGAAUUUGAAAAUUUUUCGUUCUAUGGAGAGAGGGAAGACUGGAGUGCUUCAUUAUUCAGGUAGCCAAGCGAAAGUAGUGCAAGAUAAUUGAUAGAGAUGGUUUACAUUAAGAUGUGCGCGUUGACUUGGUGAUAUGAACAUACCUCUGUUG
This is a messenger RNA of Neurospora hispaniola, 843 nucleotides long. RefSeq lists its product as uncharacterized. Lineage: Eukaryota; Fungi; Ascomycota; Sordariomycetes; Sordariales; Sordariaceae. The record is from RefSeq and is a predicted model, not a curated record. The transcript is spliced from 2 exons. The coding region runs from base 291 to 560 and encodes 89 amino acids.